GAAAAACUCCUUCGACAAGCCGUUCUUGAUUCUCUAGCCACCAAUCCUCAAUUGUUGUCCCCUUUUGGUUUGUGAUUCUGCUAUUUUCAUCAUCGUCUCCAAAGCUGAGUAGCUAUGUCGGAUAAGUUCUCACCGACCUUAAGACUGGGAGAUCUCAACGAUUUCAUUGCUCCGUCUCAAGCCUGUGUCAUCUCUCUCAAAGGCUCAAAAAAGCCCCUCGACAAGAAGCCUGAUCGUCCCCAGGUUGUUCUUACUCCAAAACAGCAGCUUGAACCCGUCAAAAUCUCUCUCAAGGAUUGCUUGGCUUGCAGCGGAUGCAUCACAUCGGCUGAGACAGUUAUGCUUGAGAAGCAAAGCUUAGACGAGUUCCUCUCUGCUCUUACCAAAGGCAAAGACGUGAUCGUCUCCCUUUCUCCGCAGUCCAGAGCCUCCAUUGCUGUUCACUACGAUAUCUCUCCUCUUCAGGUUUUCAAGAAGCUAACUACGUUCUUAAAGUCUCUCGGAGUUAAAGCUGUGUUUGAUACGAGCUGUAGCAGAGACUUGGUGCUUAUCGAAGCUUGUAAUGAGUUUGUGAACCGUUUCAAGCAAGCUAGUUCUGAUGACGGUGAAAAUGCUCAGUCCCCUCUCCCUAUACUUUCCUCCGCGUGUCCUGGUUGGAUAUGUUAUGCUGAAAAGACGCUUGGCUCAUUUGUUCUGCCGUAUGUCUCUUCUGUUAAGAGUCCUCAGCAAGCUAUUGGAGCUGCCAUCAAACACCAUUUAUGUCAAGCGUUGGGACUCAGGCUGGAGGAGAUUUACCAUGUGACUGUGAUGCCCUGCUACGAUAAGAAGCUAGAGGCAGCGAGAGACGACUUUGUCUUUGGCGAUAACCUGACGGAAGUUGAUUCCGUGCUAACAACCGGUGAAAUUUUGGAUUUAUUAAAGUUGAAAGGAGUCGACUUUAAAGAUCUGGAGGAAUCUCCACUCGACAGAUUGCUGACGAAUGUUACUGAGGAAGGACAUCUUUAUGGUGUAGCUGGAAGUUCUGGUGGUUACGCAGAAACAAUAUUCAGACAUGCGGCAAAAGCACUGUUCGGACACACUAUUGAAGGUCCUCUUGAGUUCAAAACUCUCAGAAACUCUGAUUUUCGUGAAUUGACUCUUGAAUUGGAAGGUAAAACAGUGCUGAAAUUCGCAACAUGUUACGGUUUCCAGAACCUUCAGAACAUUGUCCGGAAACUGAAAACACGGAAGUGCGAUUAUCAGUAUGUAGAGAUUAUGGCGUGCCCUGCAGGUUGCCUGAAUGGUGGUGGACAGAUUAAGCCAAAGACGGGACAGACUCCGAAAGAACUGAUCAACUCACUAGAAGCUACGUAUAUGAAUGAUACUGCUUUGAGUACAGAUCCUUUCCAGAAUCCAAUUGCCAAGAGACUGUACGAUGAGUGGCUUCACGAGCCUAGUUCCAGCGAGGCAAAGAAGUACUUGCACACUCAGUACCAUGCGGUCGUUAAAAGCGUUACAGCGCAGCUCAACAACUGGUAGACAAACCGUAUGUGUUUGAAAUUUUGACCGAGAAGGGAGCAAAGACGGUCUGGUAGACUGUCUUGUCUGUACCAGUGAACUCUGGUUUUUGUGUUUUUUUAAACUUUAUGUAAUAUAUAGGAAAUGAGUGAGAGGCUCCCUACUCAAGUAGUCUUAUAUGUAAAAGACAAAUCUCAACAUUUGACAUAAAGAACAAAUACACACUCCUAAGCCA
Messenger RNA from Brassica rapa (field mustard), 1732 nucleotides. RefSeq names its product protein NAR1. The record is from RefSeq and is a predicted model, not a curated record. NCBI's taxonomy places the organism in Eukaryota, Viridiplantae, Streptophyta, Magnoliopsida, Brassicales, Brassicaceae.